Messenger RNA from Rhagoletis zephyria (snowberry fruit fly), 2872 nucleotides. Its product is annotated as protein nubbin-like. Lineage: Eukaryota; Metazoa; Arthropoda; Insecta; Diptera; Tephritidae. Gene Ontology annotation, biological process: regulation of transcription by RNA polymerase II. The record is from RefSeq and is a predicted model, not a curated record. Gene Ontology annotation, molecular function: RNA polymerase II cis-regulatory region sequence-specific DNA binding; DNA-binding transcription factor activity, RNA polymerase II-specific.
CACAGUAUGAAAUAUAUUUGGACUAAUUACACACCAGAUUUAGUCAAUAACUAAAUUAACUAUUUUUUGUACUUUGUUUUCCAGACUAAGAAUCUAAAUGAGAAUAGGAUCUUACGCGGAAUGUCUGGUGUUGUUUUAGCCAAGUAGUCGCUAAAAUUGUUGCCGGUAUGCCAUUGUUGCUAGCAAAUCACCAGACGAGUAUUGUUGCUACUCAAGUGGCUUACGGAAUGUUACUGGAUUACAAUAAUCUUUACGUGAUGAAUAGAAUAAAUGCUGAUGACGAGCACUGCCGUAAAUAUUCCAAUGAUUUGUCGGCGUGUAGGGCGAUGGACGAGGCGAAAAUGUGCUUUCCGGCCGACAAUGAGCCAAAGUCGCAUGCGGCUGCGGAGAUAUUUUCAUAUCAACAACACUGUGACUCAUACUACUACAACCCACCACGAAAACAAUUGCUCCAACAGCAACAGCUGUCAACACAAAGUGCCGGUGCCGGUAGUAGUCCAACACCGUUGCAGCAUUUAAAUAAUAUUUUUGGCUUAAAAGUUCCUACAGCAACGCCCGCCUCGCUAAGGCUAUCAACAGCCGAUAUGCUUGAUGCGAGUAAUUUUCAGUAUUUGACCGCUGCUAUGCAGUCCGAACGAGAACAAUACGAAAGGCUAUGUCGCGACUUCUAUGGUGAGAAGGUGCCACAGGUCGCAAAUUGCAAUUCUGAAGAGCUUCCACAGCAACAUAAACAGCAGCACCACCAUCCACUACACAAAUCCCUGCUGUCAAUGUGUACAACUGACGUCAUGGCUGCUGGCCUGCCGAAUCAAUUGAUACAAGCGCCAGCCGCGGCGGCUAUGUCGUCCAAAACUGGGACAAAAAGGAGAACAAAAGAUUCGGUGCUUUCUGCGUUGAUAUUUGAAGGCGAUACAAAUAAUUCAUCAAUGAAUAUAAUUCCGCGGCACGCAGCUCUAUUAGCAGCAUCGUCGACUGGUAAUGAAAUAAGACACGCUACUCCGAAAUUGCCCGCAGCGACAACAAACGCGGCCACAAUAGCCACCGCAGCAGCCAACAAAGCCAGAAACAGAGUCAGAGCCAAGAGUGCGCUAGCGGUAGCCGAAAAGCCAGAAAUGGUAGCAGUAGAGGCGGCAUUGACGAUACAGCCGACAGCGAUUUCCAGUCAAAAUGAGCGAACCAUAAGUGGCAUGCAAAACUUUAAUGAUAUCAGUCGUUUGACUCGAUCGCCAUCGCCCCUGCAAUAUGCUGCCUCUGAUUGUGGGGAUAAUAAUUCGGCGACAGGGAAUUCAAGCGAUCGUUGUUUGUCCCCCCAAAGUCCGACAGCAUUUGCCACGCCACACGAAGAACACCAACAACAUCAUCAACUGCCCACUCUCAAGUCUCACUUGUUGGAUGUUUUGCACCGCUCUGACAAUGCGCAGGAGGGAAAAUUCUCCGCCGCACAAGAUGUUGAGCCUAUGAGAGACAUAGAGUCAGGUGCGCUCAAUUUGACCAGUGAAAGUUCUCGACAAAGCUUACAAUCGCCAUCGCCGUCUUUGAAGUCGUUGCGCGCCAGUCGUACGUCACCAGCAAUAACAACCGGUGAUUCUGCGGCUGUGCCCCUCUCUAACAACACAUAUCCCAUGCCAAACUUCUCAACACAACAGGCCCAAUUGGCUGCGGCGGCGAGCGCAAGCCUAAGCCUAGGCAGUCCGCUAUUUUCCCUCCCGCUCAGCACAUCGAUUUCCCCGCAAGACUUCACCCAGUUCCAGCAAGCGUUGCAACAACAGCAGACCGCUUUGCAUCAGCAGUUCCAAAAUUAUAUCGAUAUAUUGCGCAGCGGUGCGUUAGGGAUACCGCCCGAUGAUCCAAGCAUGGCCACUCAAGUCGCCGCAGCACAGUUCCUAUUUCACAGUCGCAUUCAAGCGCUCACACAAGCCACGCAACAGUUACAAUCACUGCAGAAGCAGCAGGAGCUGCAAAAACAGCCGCAUCUCCAUGCAUCACAACAACAACCAUUAGAAGAAACGCCGAAAUCUCGCAGUAUGCACACUUCUACGCCCACUCACACGCCCUUACAUAGUCCGGCAUCAUCGCCGUUGCCACUCCACACGAAUUUCAAUACCAGCACCCACAGUCAAAUAACGCCGCCCAAUCCAGGCACUAGCCUCAAGGUCAGCGGGAUACUUACACCGAACACUAUCAGUGGAGCCCCACAAACUCCCCAAAUGCUAAAACAUGCUGCUGGUGCGGCUCAGCGUUUAGGCGGUGAACCGUCGCCGGAGGAGACUACCGAUCUUGAGGAGCUGGAGCAGUUCGCCAAGACAUUCAAGCAACGACGCAUAAAGUUGGGCUUCACGCAAGGCGAUGUUGGCUUAGCCAUGGGCAAAUUGUACGGAAAUGAUUUCUCGCAGACGACGAUAUCGCGUUUUGAAGCAUUGAAUCUGAGCUUUAAGAAUAUGUGUAAGCUGAAGCCGCUGCUACAGAAAUGGCUGGAAGACGCAGAUCGUACGAUACAGGCGACCGGAGGAGUUUUCGAUCCUGCUGCCCUGCAAACAGUGAGUACACCGGAAGUUAUGGGUCGGCGGCGAAAAAAGCGUACGUCUAUUGAAACCUCAAUACGGGGAGCGCUAGAGAAAGCCUUCAUGAUGAAUCAGAAGCCGACAAGUGAAGAAAUCAGCCAACUGGCCGAUCGUCUAUGCAUGGAGAAAGAAGUGGUACGCGUUUGGUUUUGCAACCGACGACAGAAGGAGAAACGUAUCAACCCCUCAAUGGACAGUCCGACCGGUGACAAUGGCAGUGAAUCGCCCUACAUGAUGAUGAUGCACUAAAACACCCCUUCAAAUAGAGCAAAUGAAACAAAGUAAGAAUAUAACUAUUAAGUGUUUAAUUA